Molecule: messenger RNA, 1587 nt
Organism: Ceratosolen solmsi marchali
Lineage: Eukaryota; Metazoa; Arthropoda; Insecta; Hymenoptera; Agaonidae
Product: ADP-dependent glucokinase
Exons: 4
Coding region: 9-1454 (481 amino acids)
Biological process (GO): glucose metabolic process
Cellular component (GO): endoplasmic reticulum
Molecular function (GO): ADP-specific glucokinase activity
Source: RefSeq, a predicted model, not a curated record
AAUACAAAAUGGGAUAUGGUAAAGCAAAGCUAGGUACAUGUUUCACGAUACUCGCAGUUCUUCUAGCAAUUUACUACAGAAGCUCUAGCGAUGUGCUCCAGAAAAAGCUAUACAAUGUUUUGAAGGCUUUGGAAAGAUUAGAAAGCAAGUAUAUGGUUAACCCCAGGCCAAAAGUUGCUAUUGGUUAUGGUAUUUGCACGGAUGUGUAUAUAGAGGCUGGAAAUCUUUUGAAGUAUUCUGAGAAUAUUGGCCAGCCACAGCACUUUGAUGAAAUAAGUACCAAAGAAGAACUUCUCAAGAGCUUUGCUUAUUAUUUUAGACAUGGAGCAGCUGCAGAACGCUUCAUGUCGAACAACACCCUAUUCGACGAUUUGGUUGCCAGCGCUCGCUCCUAUUCAUCAUCCUACUCUACAAUUGGGGGUAAUGCGGCUGUCAUGGCGAUGAGGCUCGUGCGAGAAGGUUGCGACGUAGUCCUUGCUGCAAGACUGACAACAUCAUUAUUGCAAAUGAUUCCCCAAGCUAUCACGGUCGUCGGGGGGGAAGUUGAAAGGGACGACAUACAUUUGAUAUUAGAAUAUAAGAGGGGAGAAACUUGGGGUCCCUAUACAAGUGCCCGAGCGAACAGGUACAUCGUACAUAAUGACAGACAUAAUCCGAAAAUGAGCGGACUCGAGGAGCUAGGCCAACUUCUUCCCGAAUUCAAACCAGAUCUUUUGAUAAUAAGCGGUCUUCAGAUGAUGGACAACUAUCCGUUUGGCGAAGGCGACCGAAUGAAAAGUCUUGAGAAAAUAAAGGAUCAGAUGCGCAGUCAGCGCCUAGCAACGAAAAUUCAUUUCGAAAUGGCCUCCUUUGCAGAGGAAAAUCUCAUGAUGGAUCUAAACAAAAUGGUGAUUCCUUACGCGGAUAGUCUCGGGAUGAACGAGCAGGAAAUCACGAAUCUGCACAACUCAUUGUAUUACGGCAACAUAUCGCUCGUAGCAAACUCCACGCCGCGAGUUGCCACUGUCCUAGAUCAAAUGCGAGAGCUCUUCAGACUUAUUAGGUCGAAGAGCGAGGGUGUCGAAGGAUCGAGAAUUCUGACAAGAAUUCACGUACACACACUCGCUUAUCAAGCUAUAUUAACCGUUAAAAAUUCAUCCUGGAAGAAUACCAUUGCAGCCGCUGCCAAAGCAUCGUUAACCGCACAUCGACAUGUCUGCAGCACUAAUAAUAUCGAUUUGCAAAAAGCGACACUUAUAAUGGACGAUAGCUUUACGACAUCGAUAAUUUCCGGCACCAGGAUCCCGUUGAAUGUGGAUAAGCCAGUCGCAUGCUGGAACGAAGUGCUGCACGUAGCCAGUAAGAGAAUCGACAUCGACCUUUGCGUCGCACCGGUACUAGUCUGCACAGAAGUGAGCCAAACGGCUGGUGGAGGUGAUAACGUAUCAAGCGCCGGACUAGUCCUUCAGAUUUAAGCACGAUAAAAAUUGUUAUUUUUACAUAUAUUAGAAUCGGCCAGUUCCUUUUCUCGUUAUUGUGAAUUCGAAUAUAUUAUGUUUUUAAUAUAUAGCGUAGGACCUUGUUUAAAUAUUUUUAAUUAUCCGGCAU